CAAAACUAUAGUGUACACAAUGAUAAUAUACAACAUGCAGAGGUCACGUUGUAACCUCCCUCCCUCCCUCCAUGGGAGCACUGUAAAAAAUGUGAGUAUUUGUCCUCUCCGGCAUCUUGUACUGUGAAGUUGGACACUCUGGAGGGAUUUUUCCAUGCGUCCUUUCGAAAAACUUCCCUGUCCAAUGGGUGUGCAGCCCUGGUGCAGCGGCUCCUCCUCUCCGCUGCCUGCUCCCACAUGUAACGUUAUCACCCUCCGUCUGUCUGUUGCGUUGUCUCACUUGGGGACGCAGCGUUCUGGAGCACAGCACCAUGGUGACCCUACUGGACCGGGAAGCUUAUAACUGACAUUAAAAAAGAAAGAAAGAAAGGAUUGUGUCAACAGGAAAUUAUGACAUGGCUCGUUGAUGUUCCCUCCGUGUACCAGUGGAUUCAUUAAUUCUAGUCUUGUGCCAGUCAGCAGGGCUGCCUGAAGCUGUGGGCUGCAUGGCACGUUAGUGAUGGAGAUUAUAUUUCCUUUAUCGCAUUAAUUCAAGCGGCUACUAUGUUGCUAUCGCUCGUCCAGACCCGUUUUGCUCUACCUGGAGCUGCACCGUAGCACCCACUCUAUCCUCUCAUCCAGUGCACGGCGACUGAGCGGUGGUCAGCGGUGCGCCCCGGUUCCGCCUGCCGGGCACCCCGACGAUUAUGGCCGGCCGCCGCAGCUGCGUGAACUCGCUCUGGUCGGGCACCGAGCGCGUCCGCAUCGGAGAGCGCCUCAAAGCGACCCUUGCCGGGGUGCUGGAGUUGGAGCUGCUCAGGUGCAAACACCUGGAGAUGGUGGACGCCGCUCGGAGGACCGAGUUCCCACUGCCGCCAACGCCGAAGAGCCACGAGCGGAGGAGGGGAGGGGAACCCCGGAGAGCGCCUGCCUCGGAAGCCGAGCAUGGCAUUGCGACAUCCCGCAGGCAACAGGCUCCGUCUCCCUCAGAUAUAGUGGUAAUGCCCUGUCAGAGCAGCCUAGAGGACUGUGGCAGUAAUUCAGGGGACGGGACGGUCCACACCUCAUCUGGCAGGGGGAGCAACUCACGCUGGUCUACUCUGUCGUGGGACGCCCCCUCUGACCUGCUCUCUCCCCCAACACCAGACCCCAGUGGUACAGUCCAUCUGGACAGUGACUCCAGGCCUAGUUCAGGUUUCUAUUCAGUGAGCGGGAGCUCUCUCUCGGACUCUUGCUACUCAGUGUCCAGUGACGCUGCUCAGGGAGGAUCAGCGCCCUCGGCCAGACCCCUGAAGCUGUGGGAGCAGGUUCCUCUGUCCGCUGACAACACGGACACUCUGUGGUCAGACGGUGCAGUGCAACAGCAGCAGCCUGCUCUGCAGAGCAGCCAGGAAGAAGCUGAACUAACAGAAGGGACGCCAGUUUCAGUCCAAAGUGACAUUGAAGUGCCCGGUCUGAGCUUCCUGUCUGACCUCUGCUCAGGACUUGGUGACUCCCUAAUUUCUUCCUUCCUACCGCUUCUCGAACCGACCUCCUCCUCCUCCUCCUCCCUCCAUCCGAACCCCCAGCUGGACCCUCGCUACUGCACAGACCUGGUGUCCCGUCGGACCAAAGAGGUGUACCCCUACCCCAGCCCACUGCACGCCGUUGCCCUCCAGAGCCCCAUCUUCACCUCCCAGAGCCAGGAGCAAUCAGCCUCUCCGAACCCUGAAGGGCUCCAACUAGAUGAACCACAAGAGUCCAACAUGGAUCCAACUCUGCCUCUCCAGCCCACUGGCCUGGCUUCUUUUACCCAGCUGGAGCAGUACAUCUGUCGACUGGCACGCCAGUACCACAGUCGGGUAACCUCCUCCACCGCCGAUCUCACUUCAUCUGCCACCCCUGGUCAAGUCAGGCACAGAGGCCUUUGUACCCCGGGCAAAAGUCACGGUUCCACUCAGUCCCUUUACGCCUUUGAGAGCCGCAGUCAACACUCCACCCUGCCAGUGGGUAGCAUCACUCCUUGUAAGUCGCUGCUGGGAAACUCUGCCAGAAUCAGCCUCAGCACCACAGGGAAAAAACCCACUAGGAAUUCAAUCAACCUGGGUAACCUCCCUUCGGCAACCGGAGAGGACUUGAACAUAAAUCUGCAUCUCAACCUUAACUUGAAUCUGACUCCUGGUUUAAAUUCUAGCCGUGUGGACAAUCCCAAAAAUGGCAGCUGUGGAGCUUUGAGGAAUGACUUUGCAUCAGUUUCCGCAUCCUCUGCUACAUCACUCUCCUCCGCCACACCCGCUCCGGCACUAAGGGCUCGCCCUCGCAUUUCAACAUGCCCAAGCAGCCUGAGCCACCGCAGCUCCCUGGAGGUCACUUCAGGGUCUGGACCCAGUCCUGGAUUUGGGUCAUCUGCCUUCUGUCGCUCUUUAGACUGGAGUAACGGCGCUCCACCUGAAACGGCACCACCAGUGUUUGGUUCUGGAUCAGCUCCUGGGUCUCAGCGCAGCAGCUUGAUCCAAGAGUCCAGCUCCAGUCCCAAGAUAAGCGAAGACUCCCCCAUGGUGGCGGAGAUCUCCCGCCUCUCUGGCCUCUCGAAGGCUGUUGUGGUGGGACUGAUGGAACAAGGUGUGGAGCUGGACAUUGACUGCUUCCAAACAGAUACUGCAGGCGAGGUGAGGAGUCACAGUAAAACUCACCUGACACCAACAGUCCAGACAGAUCAGUCACAUGACUACACCAGACUGACCGACCUAAAUCCGCAGAGACCAAUACAGCUGUCUCUCAGUGUCACCCAUUCUCCACAGUCUCAGGCCAGCCUCACCCCUCCUCUCUCACACUCCAGCAGCCCUAUACACCCUUAUCAGUCCAUCCAUAUUCCCUCUUCCCACUUCUCCUCACACUGCCACUACCAGCAGAUCCCUUCCCCAUCCGACCUUCCCUCUUCCACGGCCUCCUCCCCUGCCUCCCGCCCCACCACAAGGGGGCGCUCCCCUCCCCGGCCUCUCCAGCCAUCCCCUAUGGGGGCCACCCCGCUCUCUGUUUUCCGACGGGAUGCGCCCUUCCAGUGCUCCCUGCCUCGCACCAAUACGAGGAGCACUCCUCUGGAGCAAGGCGGUAUCCAACCGAGGGGUGGAUCACUUCGACAGAGUGGGGGAGGAAGUGGCGGGUGGAAGAGAGUGGAGGGGGAAGGGCUUUAUAGUGGAAAGCAUGCCACCCACAAGUUGAUCCGGGCCGCCACAGUAAGCAGCUAUGCCAAGAGAGAGGACCAUAGCUCCGUUUGGGCUGAGGAGCAGGAGAUGGAGCGAUCAGAAGCCCAGACACCCAGGAAGACCUCCAACAAACUCUGGAGGGGCUUCGAGGGACGGCGCAGGUUCAAAGAGUCCGAAAGUGAAAGGGAGGAGAUGGACAGAGCCGAGUAUGGCUACGGAUGGAGGAGCAACAGCGUUGGAAGCUGGAGGAGGGAGCAUCGAAGGGUGAAGGGUUCAUCUAGCAGUAAUGACAAGAGGCCAAAAGUGGAGAACUCGCCCAUCUUCUCAAAGAAGAGGGGGAAGGAAGAGGGGGAAAGACGCAGCACCAGCCUCAGGCUUUCCAGGAGGGCUUUGUUCAGGAGUGAGUCCCAAGGCUUGCUGGUGUCUCGUAACCACGGCGAGGAGCCCACAAGACGGGCGCACUGGGUCUCCUCGUUAGACGUGGGGCAAGGUGGCCUCAGCAAACACGAAGGCCUCAGACUGCUGAGAGCAAAGGAGGAAGACAAACGCCUGUCCUCCACCGCCAGCCUCUUUAACCUCUCUCGUUCCCAGAGUCUGGAAGGCAGCUGCCAUUCCCUCUCCCCUCUCUCCUCCCCUUCCUUCUCUCCAUCCCCUCCUCCACAGAUGCCUCUGCAGCGCUCUCGCUCACUGAGGGACUUGGGGAGGAGAAUGUUUGGCUCCAUGAGGUCCCUGAGUCUCAAACGGAAGCCAUCCAAGAAGUGAAACAUGUACAAUAAAUAACCAUAACAGUAAAUGCAUCUUCCACGUGUUACGUUCAAAACUCCAGUGAUGGUUGGUAUUAUAUUUCAUGUAAAAGGAAGUGCCAUCAUUUUAAAGACUUAUGAUUGAUUAGACAGAUACACUGGUUUUCUAAUAGUGGUCAUAAGAUAGCUGGCAGUCCUUUCAUCCACUACCAAUAUGAUGGAAGUUCCUCUCAGGCACAUAGUCUGUAAAAACCUGCUAUUAAUGUUACUCUUGGCUCACGUUAUUUAUCUAAUUUUUAAAGACGUUUUAUAGCCUCUCAAAAAAACUACUGAAUGUCGUUCAAAUUUCUCCAAACAGGUUCUGCAGCAUAUUCAAAAUGCUUCGCAGCUAAUCGAUUUCACUAUCUCCCAAAGUUCUUCCUUACUGGUCAUUUAUUAUUGUAGAUUGUGCUCCCUACAGUAGCAUCAAGAGCGCUGUAGGGUGCAGCAUGAGAGAGAAAUGUCAGUGAAGAAAACAAAGGUGACGACUUCAUUUAGGGGUGAAGAAUUCCUUUUUAGGAAUUGCAAAGAACUACAAACUUAAAAAAAAAAAAAAAAAACUUUAUUAGUGUGGGUUUUGGUGGAGUUUUUAAUAGUGUGAAUGCUGUUUC
Cottoperca gobio is the source of this 4557-nucleotide messenger RNA. Its product is annotated as mucin-5AC. Gene Ontology annotation, biological process: negative regulation of nodal signaling pathway. NCBI's taxonomy places the organism in Eukaryota, Metazoa, Chordata, Actinopteri, Perciformes, Bovichtidae. The record is from RefSeq and is a predicted model, not a curated record. Gene Ontology annotation, cellular component: cytoplasm.